Molecule: messenger RNA, 2556 nt
Organism: Pteronotus mesoamericanus
Lineage: Eukaryota; Metazoa; Chordata; Mammalia; Chiroptera; Mormoopidae
Gene: ZNF558
Product: zinc finger protein 558
Exons: 5
Coding region: 85-1170 (361 amino acids)
Biological process (GO): regulation of transcription by RNA polymerase II
Cellular component (GO): nucleus
Molecular function (GO): RNA polymerase II transcription regulatory region sequence-specific DNA binding; DNA-binding transcription factor activity, RNA polymerase II-specific
Source: RefSeq, a predicted model, not a curated record
CCCCUGUACCCACCAUCUCCACAAAAAGGCUCCACAGAGGAGGAAGGAUUUGUUAAUGGCUUCCUGACAGGCUGGUUACCGGACAUGGUGACCUUUGAGGAUGUGUCUGUAGAGUUUACCCAGGAAGAGUGGGCAUUGCUGGACCCUUCUCAAAAAACACUGUACAGAGAUGUGAUGCUGGAGAACUGCAGGAACCUGGCGUCGCUUGGGUAUCAUGUUGAUAAACUCAGCCUAAUCUCUCAGUUGGAGCAAGAAGACAAAGUGAUGACAGAGGGGAGAGGAAUUCUCCCAGACAUUUGUUCAGAUUUGGAGACUAUACUUAAAGCCAAAUGGUUAACUCCUAAGAAGCAUGUUUUUAGAAAAAAACGUUCUGGUGGUGUAAAAGCGGAAAGAAAUCAUGGUGGAGUGAAACUCAAUGAAUGUAAUCAGUGUUUUAAAGUUUUCAGCACAAAAUCUAACCUUACUCAGCACAAGAGAAUUCAUACUGGAGAAAAACCCUAUGACUGUAAUCAAUGUGGAAAAUCCUUCAGCAGUAGAUCUUAUCUUACCAUUCACAAGAGAAUACAUAAUGGGGAGAAACCCUAUGAAUGCAAUGACUGCGGGAAAGCCUUCAAUGAUCCUUCAUCCUUGAGACUGCAUGUAAGAAUUCAUACUGGAGAAAAACCUUAUGAAUGUAACCAGUGUUUUCAUGUUUUCCGUACUAGUUGUAACCUCAAAAGCCACAAGAGAAUUCAUACGAGAGAGAAUCAUCAUGAAUGUAAUCAGUGUGGAAAGGCCUUCAGCACGAGGUCCUCCCUUACUGGGCACAAUAGUAUCCAUACGGGGGAGAAACCUUACGAGUGCCAUGAUUGUGGGAAAACCUUUAGGAAGAGCUCAUACCUGACACAGCACAUGAGAACUCAUACUGGAGAAAAACCCUACAUGUGUAAUCAGUGUGGCAAAUCCUUCAGCAGUAGCUUUUCUCUUACUGUGCACAGGAGAAUUCAUACUGGGGAGAAGCCCUAUGAAUGCAGUAACUGUGGGAAAGCUUUUAAUAAUCUCUCAGCUGUUAAGAAACAUGUGAGAACUCACACUGGAGAAAAACCCUAUGAAUGUAAUCAUUGUGGAAAAUCUUUCACCACUAACUCUUACCUUUCUGUGCAUAAGAGAAUACAUAAUAGGUGGAUUUGAAUACAAUAACUGGGAAAGCAUUCAUCCCUCAGACAGCUUGGGGUAACUCAUUCUAGGUGUAUGAGUUAUCUGUUGCCUCCUAACAAAUUUUCCUCCAAAAGAUAGUGGCUUCAAACAACAGACAUUUAUUAUCUCACAAUUUCUGUAGGUCAGAAGUUCAUAAAUGGCUUAAUUUUGUAGUUCUGGCUCAGGAUCUCUCAUGAAGGCUCAGUCAAGGUUGUCAGCAGGGGCUACAAUUAUCUGCAUUUUUACUGCUGAAGAGCUUGUUUCCAAAAUGCCUUGCUCACAUGCCUGGAAAAUUAGUGCUGGAUGUUGGCAAGGAACCUUCAUUUCCUUACCAUAUAGAACUCUCCAUAGUAUCUAAGUAUCUUUAUGAUAUAGCGGCAGGUUCCCUCCAGAGCAUUUUAUCUAAAGGAGAGGUAAUGCUGAAGCCAUGUUGUCUUUUAGGGCCUAGCCUUGGAAGGAUAUAGUAUUACUUCCAUAUUGUGUUGAACAUACAGACCAGUCCUGAUACACUGUGGAAGGAGACUAUACAGGAAUGUGUAGCAUGAGAGAGAGGUCACUGGGAACCAUCUGAGAAGCUUGCCGUGAAAUCAAUGAAGAAAGGCCUUCAGCCUUUCAAUCUAUUUGAUAUGAAGUAUCAUUUAGUAACUCUUAUGUUAAUUCACUCUGGAGAAAAACCUCAUGAGUGCAGUCCUUACCAGCUUUCAGCUUAAAAUCACCUUAAUGUGUGCAAAACGUGCUGGGCAAAAUCCCGAGGAAUGUGGUGGUUAUAGGAAGGCCUUAAGUGAUACCUCUGCAGAGUCAUGUACAAUUCACACUAAGGGUAAAACCUUGUAAGUAUCAGGAUGCGGAAAACUUGAGGAACACUCAUCCCUUAGAACACACAUGGUAAACCACUGCAGGCAAACAUACAAGGAAUGUAAAAACCCUAUAGCACAAACAUUUUGUAUUACUCAGCAAAAGUUGGUGAGCUAUUCUGAAUGUGAUGGAAAAAGCUUAACGUCCUCUCAAUUUUUGAGAGAUGUAAGGAUUUAUCCUGGAGAGGAAAACCUAUUAAAUGUCAUCAGUACUAGAAAGUCUUUCAUUUUUCCCAUUCUUAGGAAACUGAGAACUCACUUCAAAGAAGUCUAUGAAUAUAAAGAUUGAGGGAACGCCUCUAUUAAUAGCUUUUACAUUAGGAAAAACAUGAAAUUCUCCCUGGAUGCAAACCUGUCAGUGUAUUAAUUUUGGAAGAUUUUUCUGUGAUGCCUGUCUUUGUUGACCUGUGAGAGCUCACACUAGAGGGAGACCCUAGGAACGUAAUCAGUACAGCAAUGCCUCAGCCUCACUUCUGCACCGAGUAGCCACUAAAUAAUUUCAACUGGGAAUGGAAUAUGUAAACCU